AUGCACCCUCUACCAUAUCACGGCUCCAGCUCGAAUUUCUAUCAGGCGGAACCUGAGGUGGUUCUCAAAGCGCCGAUGCGGAUUCGCGUUCAGAAUGAGAAUCGCAAAGCCUUGGAGGAACAAAACAGCAAGGCAAUCGAUGUCGAGCGACGCAUAUUGGAGGUGCUGGGAAAGCACCCCAGGAUUGUACCGUACCUGAGGUUUGAUCAGAGUGGCAUCCACCUUGCAAAGGCCAAACUCGGGGAUCUACAGAACUAUAUCGACUCCUACCACACCGAAUUGCACCCUCUCCAGCGCUACAAGAUUUGUGAGCAGGUUACUGAGGCAGUCGUUCAUGUGCACGAGCGCGGCGUGAUACACUCAGAUUUGCGACUGGAAAAUGUCUUAGUGGAGCAAGUUAAUGAGUCAUCUGUCAGUGUCUGGCUUUGUGAUUUUGGCGGGUCAACGUGUGAUCAAUUGGGUCUGGAUGGCGGCCACUUGCCCGACACUCCUUUCUUUGACCCCCGCCUGCGAUGGUUGUCGACACAGGCAACCGAUAUAUUCAGUCUAGGAUCUAUUUCUAUACUGUUGAGAUGGGAUACUGGCCAUUUAUGA
Messenger RNA from Pestalotiopsis fici W106-1, 594 nucleotides. RefSeq lists its product as uncharacterized. Gene Ontology annotation, cellular component: nucleus; cytoplasm. Bases 1 to 594 code for a protein of 197 amino acids. The transcript is spliced from 2 exons. Gene Ontology annotation, biological process: mitotic DNA damage checkpoint signaling; protein phosphorylation. Gene Ontology annotation, molecular function: protein serine/threonine kinase activity; ATP binding. The record is from RefSeq and is a predicted model, not a curated record. Lineage: Eukaryota; Fungi; Ascomycota; Sordariomycetes; Amphisphaeriales; Sporocadaceae.